Aspergillus ruber CBS 135680 is the source of this 2509-nucleotide messenger RNA. RefSeq names its product alpha-actinin, sarcomeric (f-actin cross linking protein). The transcript has 4 exons. Gene Ontology annotation, molecular function: calcium ion binding; actin filament binding. Lineage: Eukaryota; Fungi; Ascomycota; Eurotiomycetes; Eurotiales; Aspergillaceae. The record is from RefSeq and is a predicted model, not a curated record. Bases 240 to 2195 code for a protein of 651 amino acids. Gene Ontology annotation, cellular component: cell junction; cell projection; plasma membrane. Gene Ontology annotation, biological process: muscle cell development; actin cytoskeleton organization.
UUAGUAUUCUUCUUCUUUCCCCUUUACUGUCAAUUCUUCUCUUUUACGGAUUUGCUGCAUCGUGAAAGGUUCUUUGUAUUCUUCUUUAUCAACCCCCCUUCAUACUCCGUCCCUCUUACCGACUCCGCGAUUGGAGAAAAGGAAAAAAAGCGGUUCCUUACCAACUCAACCCAACCUUAGCAAAAAAUUCCUAGCAGAACAGCCCUGGAUGCCGCUAUAAUCCAGCAUCCUCUUUAACCAUGUUGCAGGUCGAGAAGCAAUGGAUUAAUGUGCAGCAGAAGACAUUCACCAAAUGGCUCAAUGACAAGAUCAAGGUUCGAAAUGUCUUAAUCGAUGAUCUCGUGGUCGACCUCUCCGACGGUGUCAUCCUCAUCCACCUCCUAGAAAUCCUCGGUGCAGAGUCCCUAGGUCGAUAUGCCUCGAGACCCAAGCUCCGCGUGCAGAAAUUCGAAAAUGUCAACAAGAGUCUUGAUUUCGUCAAAGGGAGGGGGAUCCAAAUGACCAACAUUGGAGCGGAAGAUGUGGUCGAUGGAAAUAGGAAGAUUAUCCUGGGUCUGAUUUGGACGCUCAUUUUACGGUUCACCAUCAGCGAUAUUAACGAGGAGGGUAUGACCGCCAAGGAAGGUCUGUUACUGUGGUGUCAGAGAAAGACGGCUUGCUACGACGGUGUCGAGGUUCGCGAUUUCUCUACCAGCUGGAACGACGGCCUGGCGUUCUGUGCCCUUCUCGAUAUCCACCGUCCUGACCUGAUCGAUUACGAUGCUCUUGACAAGAGCGACCACCGCGGAAACAUGAAACGUGCCUUUGAUAUUGCGGCCAACGAGAUUGGUAUUCCUGAUCUGCUCGAUGUCGAUGAUGUUUGCGAUGUUGCGAGACCCGAUGAGCGUUCGUUGAUGACCUACAUUGCCUACUGGUUCCAUGCCUUUUCUCAGCUGGAGAGAGUGGAGAAUGCCGGUCGUCGUGUGGAGAAAUUUGUCAACAAUAUGCACGGGGCGUGGGAGAUGCAGAACUCGUACGAACGGCGAAUGAAGGAACUCAUCCGCACAAUCCGGGGGCAACGUGAUGGGUGGAAGAACUCUUCCUUUGAAGGAACCUACAAAGACGCCAAGGAGCAGGCUCGCCAGUUCUCGCUUUACAAGAGAAACCACAAACGCCAAUGGGUUGCGGAGAAAUCGGAUUUGGCCGCUCUUCUGGGCAACAUUAAAACCAAGCUCAGUACUUACCGGCUGCGUGCCUACGAACCCCCACCGGAGCUUACCCCAGAUGCCUGCGACCAGGAGUGGGAGUUACUGACAAAGGAUGAGCAUGAACGUAGUCAACUCAUCAACGAAACCAUCCGAGAUAUCAAGAACGCCCUGCGUCGCUCCUUUGCGGACAAAGCCAAUGACUUCGCCCUUACCCUGAAAACCCUCUCGCUUGCCAUUUCCGGUCUCGACGGCGAUGUAGAAGACCAAUUAGCUCAUGUUCAGAGACUCAACGACAACCUCCCUCCCCUCGAUGCCUUCUUAGAUACCAUUGCCGCAAUAGAUGAGCAGUGCGCGGAAGCCAACAUUGAAGAAAACGACUACACUACAUACACCCUAGACGAACUCUCAUACGAGCUGAGCCUGGUCAAAUCCAGCAUCUCCAAGAAACUGGCGUUCCUGGACAACCAGCUUGUGGCCCGAAACAUGACAAACCUUACGCCGAUUCAGCUGGAGGAGUUUGAGUCUGUAUUCCGGCACUUCGAUCGCGACUCGUCUAAUACACUGCAAGAACUGGAAUUCUCUGCUGCGUUGGCGAGUUUGGGUCUUGUAUAUGAUGAGGAUGAGAUGCACGAUGUCUAUGUUGAGACGUGUGGCCCUGCUCGGCUCCAACAGAAUGCUGGCGUCAGUUUUGAGCAGUUUAUCCGGUUUAUGGUCAGUGUCACGGAGGAUCAGAACACGGCAGAGCAGGUUUUCCAGAGUUUCAAGGAGGUUGCAGAUGGAAAGCCCUAUGUUACAGAAAUCGACCUUCGGCACUCCCUUAUUCCGGACGAAGUUAUCGAGCACCUUGUUCAAACAAUGCCGCAGCAUGAUGGCCCCGAUCUUAUGGAAGACAGAGAUCUUCCGAAGUACGACUACAUCAGCUUCAUGGAGAAGUUGAUGGAAGCCAACAACAAUAAUAACAGCAACGACGGUGGCGGCAUAAGCGAGUUGUCCGCCAAUGGAGAUUAAUUGCAUUAUUUGAUUCAUCCAGCAUUUUCGGUUGUUCAGGUUCUCGUUUCUGUUUUACUUUAUUUGUUUUCUGGGUGCUCUAUGGGUGUUCUCUGGAGCUCGGAGGGUUUGGCUCUUGACUGGCGACCACAUUGAUCAUGCAUACAUUUUUUCUUUCUUCCUCGUUGCAUUGUUAGAGUUUCUGGUUCUCUGUUCUCUCUUUCUUUGGUGCCUUAUAUCCGAGCUCAUGGGAUGACUACUUUUUGUGUACGCCACAAUUUGGGAAAUGAGGGUAAUAACUAAAAACAAUAGAAAUCAUGUUAAUGGUAUCGGCC